CAAUGUAUAUGCUGAAGCAAAUACGACGUUAUUUUUUCUUUGCAAUGAAGAAUCGCCGAGAAUAGUGCAAUAUGUUAGACAGGCUAUUUUCUUUGGUUUUAGUUAUAUUUCUGUACGUUUCCAUAGUCCCUACUUUGGGAUUUGUUAUAAAAGAUAUCUACGAGGAUCACACAUUUGCAUUUGCAAAUAAACCUCUGGAAAUAAAUCACACUGUACAUGUUCACGAGAAUGCAACGUUGACAAUUAAACCUGGUGUUAAAAUAAAGUUUUCAGCAGAAGGAGGUUUUAAUAUCCUUGGACAACUUGUUGCAAAUGGGUCCGAGACACUUCCAAUCGACGUUGACUCGUCAAACGUCGAAGGUGCAGCAAAUAUUUUCAGCUACGAUCUUGCUGUAGGGUUCCACAUUCUGAGGUUGAUUAGUGGAAACGGGUUUAGCACUGGCAGACUGGAAGUCUUUCAUGAAGGAAUUUGGGGAACUGUUUGCAGCGAUUGGUGGUCGCAAAUAAACAGUGAUGUUGCGUGUCGUGAACUUGGCUUUUCAACUGGUACAUUGACGACGGAAUUUUCCAAUGGAGAAGGACAAAUCUGGCUGGAUGAUGUGAGGUGUACAAAGGCCGAUAACUCAAUGAAACAUUGUUCACACCGUGGAUUUGGUAACCACAAUUGUGAACACAACCAAGACGUUGGGCUGAGAUGCACCGAAUCUAAACUGAGUGAGAAACCUCAAGACCGCUCGAAAGGCCUGUUCCAUUUUAGUGGUAAAAGAAAAUCCUUCUUGAAAUUCGUUAGAAUACAAGGCACCCAGCAACACCAAGCAAAAAAUUUAUCACCGCUAAAAUUUUCUUAUUUCAAACGCAGUGCAAUUGUAUGUGAAGGUAAAUGUCCCUAUUUCGAUGAGCUACACAUAACCGGCUUCGCUGUGGCGGUCGAAGUCCGCAACUACGUUAAGAAUCUGCUUAGAAAUAUAAACAUCUCAAACUGUCUCUAUGGUGUUAUGGCAUUGAAUGGUUACGGCAAAGAUGUUUCAUUUCAUAGCAAUAUCAUAGAUGUCUUCGGCUUGGAGAAAAUUACCGUUACAAACUCCCGUGUUGGGAUUAUGUUAGCUAAUCAUUCUUCUCUACCGAUCGAGUUAAAAGAAAUUGCGAUUACCAACUGUUUCUCCGGGGUGUCUAUCUCAAAGGCGAUAUUAACAAAUGUUAGGAUGUCUGGACUGCAGCUUGAUACUGGUGUCAAUGCAAUCUCAUCAACGACAACGCUUGGGCAUUUGCAAAACGUGGAUAUUUGUAGUAACUAUCACGUCUAUAAUAGGUCAUUUCCUGUGGAAAUCGUUCAUUCCACUUAUGGAGCUAACGUGAACCCUUGUUCCAUGGUAGGUGAAUUGUUUGACCAUGUUAUUAGAGUUAUGAAAGAAAAGUUAGGAUGCCCUUGUAUAUAG
Messenger RNA from Dendronephthya gigantea, 1436 nucleotides. RefSeq names its product protein bark beetle-like. The record is from RefSeq and is a predicted model, not a curated record. The coding region runs from base 72 to 1436 and encodes 454 amino acids. Gene Ontology annotation, cellular component: membrane. Lineage: Eukaryota; Metazoa; Cnidaria; Anthozoa; Malacalcyonacea; Nephtheidae. The transcript has 2 exons.